Molecule: messenger RNA, 2569 nt
Organism: Cygnus olor (mute swan)
Lineage: Eukaryota; Metazoa; Chordata; Aves; Anseriformes; Anatidae
Gene: ANGPTL7
Product: angiopoietin like 7
Exons: 5
Coding region: 245-1291 (348 amino acids)
Source: RefSeq, a predicted model, not a curated record
GGGUGGAAGUAAACAGAAAAAUAGUAUUUAAGAUGCUCUGAGACAAACUUCCAAAGUGCACAGACUCUGACAGGAGGGGUCUGAAAAAAGGCUGCUUCUUCAGGCUCCACCUUCAGAGACUCACUUCAUUGGAAGAAAGCUAGGUACCAGCCUGCUGUGGCACUUGCUGAAACUUUCAUACCUACCCCAGCUGCAUUCAGACGACUUGCAGUCAGCUGGAAGUUUUCUGUUACUGUAAGCAAAAAUGCCAGGAAGAUCGACUGCUCAGCUGGCGUGGCUCUGCAUUAUCACCGUGUCUGUGGCGAUCUAUCCAGCACUGCUGCAAAAGCCUCCCAAAAGGAGGACGAUCAAUGGGAAUGCACAGUCCAAGAUGACAGGCUGCUGUGAUGAGAUUAAAGAGCUCAAGUUGCAAGUAGCCAACCUGAGCAGAAUGCUGCAGGAGCUGAGCAAGAAGCAGGAAGGUGACUGGGUGAAUGUGGUCAUGCAAGUGAUGGAGCUGGAAGGAAGCACCAAGCAGAUGGAGUCCCGCCUCGUUGAUGCUGAGAGCAAAUACUCUGAAAUGAACAACCAGAUAGAUAUCAUGCAACUCCAGGCAGCUCAGACGGUCACACAAACUUCAGCUGUAGAUGCUGUCUAUGACUGCUCGUCACUUUAUCAGAGGAACUACCGAAUCUCUGGGGUUUACAAGCUACCUCCUGAUGAAUUUCUGGGGAGUCCGGAGCUGGAGGUGUUUUGUGACAUGGAGACAGAUGGAGGUGGCUGGACUAUUAUCCAAAGACGUAAAGUCGGUUUGACAUCUUUCAAUAGGGACUGGAAACAAUACAAGGAAGGAUUUGGCAAUAUUCGGGGAGAUUUUUGGCUGGGAAAUGAAAACAUCUACCGACUUUCAAGACGGCCCACUGUUUUGCGAGUGGAGUUGGAGGACUGGGAAGGUAACAUACGCUACGCGCAAUACAAGCAAUUCACCCUGAGCAAUGAAUUAAACAGCUAUCGUCUUUUUGUGGGGAACUACACCGGCAACACAGGGCGUGACUCCCUCAGGUACCACAACAACACAGCCUUCAGCACAAAGGACAAGGAUAACGACAAGUGCGUGGAUGACUGUGCCCAGUUCCGUAAAGGUGGAUAUUGGUACAACUGCUGCACGGAUUCCAAUCUGAAUGGGGUUUAUUACCGCAAAGGAGAACACACCAAAAACAUGGAUGGUAUCACCUGGUACGGGUGGCAUGGAUCAACCUAUUCCCUAAAAAGGGUUGAGAUGAAGAUCCGACCAGAAGAUUUCAAGCCAUAAAGGAAAGCAAUAUUUGAUCAUACAGCUACGUGAUGCCACUACAGAGAAGGUGGGCAACUGACAACACAAAACCCACCAUUUAAUUGUCCACUUUAUCUGUGCAACAACUACAAACCAUGUACACACACAGUCACUAAGGAACACUAAACACCAGACACAGCCACUAGUGUUAUCAGGGCUCAAACUUAUCUUAUCCUCUUAAGACCCUCCAAAGGGAUAAAUACUGUGUUAUAAUAAUUUAGAACAAAAUGUAAAAUACCUCCCGCACUUACAGCACCUUCAGAAAGCUUACUGGUGUUUUCACUAGUGCUGCAACUAUCAGGUUGCAUUAACCAGCUAGGCAGGGACUGCAAAAAGAAAGUCUCCCUGUUCCCAUUCCAUCAGUGUCUAGAAUAAACAUUGCUGAUUAACUCCUUUCAAGAGGGACUGAAAUCACAAAAAUGACAGUGGUUUCUAGAGAGAGGAAUCACCAAUGAGAAUUGUCCUCGACGCGCCUUUCUUUAGCAUAUGGUAAUUGGCUUACAUUCCCACAGAGGAAAAAAAUUAAGCUAAAAAUUCUGGAUAAACUAAUAUUGCACAGGUUCUCUCCUGACGUUUUACUGCCAUCUCCUGCUACUGUUUCAAAUAAGUCCUCACAGAGGGCUGCAUUCAGCAGAUAGUACAAUGGAGGAAGGACUUGUCUCUGCAAUACUUAUUCCUGUUCAGACAUCACCUAAAGCCUGAUAACUAAAACGCAACUUCCUGGGCUGCCACCAAAUUACGUUCAUGUUAGAACAUAGGUGUGCUAUAUGUUGGUAAGAAAAAUGGAGAACAGCAAGUUAGCCAAGAAAAUCCCAAACCCAACCAACAAACUCAACUCCAACACUUAAAACCACUGUAUCCAAAAAGCAAAACACUACUACACGCCAGAAGUUAUUAAAUCAUAUGCCAGCAUACCAGACUGAGAAAUAAUAAAAUUUGUUCUGAAGAUUCCCCAAUUAAAAGUUAAGAGAUUUCACGCUGUAAAUCAGUACGUUGUUUCUCCCUUAUAUAACACAGUGCUGCAAAUAACAUUUAAAAAACAAAGACUCCUCCCAUAGCUAUACUGUUGAUUGAAUACGUUGGAAAAGAUAAUUAUAGUUAAUAUUUGUACUCACCUUACAGAGGACUUGAGUCUAAUUUAAAUUGUUCAGUCUUGUGUGAAAUGGGAGAUAGCGUCUCGGGAACUGCUUUAUGUACGUUUGACUAUUAAUACUGUAAAUUUCAACUGCAUGGAACUAUAAUCGGAACUACUUUAAC